GAGCAGAAAAUCCCACCUGAGAAAGGCAGACACAGUUCCUCUGCUUCGUGUCACAGGAGAACAAGACAUUUUCCGGAUAAUCCUGUGGAUGUGAUACAAAAGGUCAUGGCAGAAGAAAACAAACUUGAUGUUUUGUCUUCUUCAGAUCAGCAGAACAAAAAAGAAGGGAAGAAAUUACAUUUGAAUUUAAUCCGUAACUACCCCCAGAAAAACGCCGAGAUCCUGAGCAGUCAGUAUGGGUUCAAUAUCUUCUUGGCUGGGCUGCUGUUGAUGUUUGCCUGGGCAAUUCACGCCGUCGGGAUAACAGACAGAGACCUGCUGUCUUACCUAAUCACGCUGAUGCUAAUUCAGUUGAUCUGGAUGCUCUGGUACAUUUUUGGAAGUUACACCCGGAGGCGAUCAAUUAUAGAGAAAGAUACUGAUGCUGGAGCAAGAUGGUUAAGAUGCGGUAUUACGUUGUUUGCGGUGAUAACUCUUAUUUUGGAUUCUUUCAAAAUCGGUUAUUACAUCGGAUAUUCUGAGUGUUUAUCAAUAACCGAAGGCAUUUUUCCUGUGACACACACCGUUCACACGCUACUACAGGUUUAUUUUUUAUGGUUUCAUGCUAAGGAUAUCAUCCAGUCCUUCAAAACUCUUGAAAGGUUUGGUUUAAUCCAUGCUGUGUUCACCAACCUCCUUCUCUGGGCCAAUGGCAUAUUAACUGAAUCAAAGCACCAACUGAAUGAACACAAGGAAAGGCUGAUCACUCUUGGCUUUUCAAAUAUAACAAUGGAUCUCCAUACACCUGAAUGCAAUUGUACUUCAAGUGUCUGUUCCAUAUUUUCACAAGGAAUAUACUACCUUUACCCAUUUACAAUAGAAUAUCAUAUUUUGGCCUCAACAAUGCUGUAUGUUCUCUGGAAGAAUAUUGGUCGCAGAGUAAAGCACCAUCAGCAACAGAAAAUUCACUUUAAGUUCCAUGGUAUAACAGCUGGCACAAUCGUGGGGUUACUUGUGCUUACGACAACCAUUGCUGUUCUUGUAGUUUAUCUCAUCCAAAUAGGUCGUUCAAAGAGUAAGAGCGAAAUGGCACUUACUAUGUUUUAUGUAUACGCCAUCACAGUCUUGACUCUUAUGUGCACGGCGGCUGUUAUUGGGCUCAUCAUAUACAGACUGGAAAAUAAAUCAAUGGACGGCAGCGAAAGCCCUGCCAAGAAACUGGACUCUGAUCUACUAGUUGGUUCAUCUUGUGGAUCAUGGCUCAUAUCCUGGGGUUCGAUUUUAGCAAUAAUCUCCGCAGAGACACACCCUGGCUACGCAUGGUACAACCUGCCUUAUUCUAUACUCGUAAUUAUCGAGAAAUACAUUCAGAACUUAUUUAUUAUCGAAUGCAUCCAUCGAAGAGAAGAUGAAACCAGUGAAAAAGCCAUUGAGAAGAUAUUUUCCAUGUCCAGCCGAAGCACCUUAUCGCUUACACCUUCCUAUGAAGUGUUCAGUGAAGCGGUUACUAUCUGCAGUGAAUUUCCCUACUUGUCAAAUUCGCAACUCUCUCUAGGUGAAGGCUGUGUGGAGAAUAAGAAGAAUCAGGAAAAUAAUAACUCUAUUAGACUCUCACCAUCUAGUGUGGCAAUCCAGGCUUGCAGAUCUACAAAGCUCAACAAGAAAAGAAGAAUCCUAAAAAAUAUUGCAGCGUUCCUCUUCCUUUGUAAUAUUUCGCUUUGGAUCCCGCCUGCAUUCGGUUGUCGUCCCCAAUAUGACAAUGGACUGGAGGAAGUUGUGUUUGGUUUUGAACCAUGGAUUAUUGUUGUUAAUCUCGCAAUGCCUUUCUCAAUCUUCUACCGUAUGCAUUCAGCAUCUUCACUUUUUGAAGUUUACUGUAAAACAUAGAUCACUAAAGGUUCAUUAAUACAUAAAGAAAAAUAUGGUUUAAUUGCAAGUAAGAAAUCCAUACCAGCCUCAGCCCAUGAAACCUUCAUGCGUUGCCCCGAACCUAUUAAUUAUACAAAA
Spea bombifrons (plains spadefoot toad) is the source of this 1986-nucleotide messenger RNA. It is a transcript of the gene OTOP1, whose product is annotated as otopetrin 1. The coding region runs from base 106 to 1866 and encodes 586 amino acids. The transcript has 7 exons. The record is from RefSeq and is a predicted model, not a curated record. Gene Ontology annotation, biological process: inner ear morphogenesis; proton transmembrane transport. NCBI's taxonomy places the organism in Eukaryota, Metazoa, Chordata, Amphibia, Anura, Pelobatidae. Gene Ontology annotation, cellular component: membrane. Gene Ontology annotation, molecular function: proton channel activity.